UGUUGAGAACCGGUUCCUUAUGUUUCAAUUCCAUGGAACCGUUUGGCAGCUCGUUAAACGAUUCUCUUAUAGAUUCCAGACCGCACGGUUUAUGUAACGUUAUUUACGCAGCAAGGUACACACGAAUGAUUCAGUAAGCCCGGCUUGACGUGGCGUAGUUGCUUGGUUACGCAGGUGACGCUCGUGAUACUUUUUACAAGUCUGAAAUGGCACCCCUAAGGUUAAAACGGUCCAAAGUGUGGCUUCAUUUCACAUUACAUAAGGAUGGCAACAGGGCGUUUUGCAACCACUGCAAAUUGUUGAUAACAUCGGCGGGAGGGAAUACUUCAAAUAUGCAUAAACAUCUGCGCACACAACACGGGAUAAACUUUAACGAGUGUCGCGUUUUUGAUGCCCUUCGGAGUGACAGCAGCCAAGCUUCUACGACCACCGUGGCCUUGGGGGCUAACACCGAAGGCAACUCUGGUGGUAAGUAGCUAUCCCACUGACUAAUCCUUAAUGUGAUUCCUAGUAAAUUAUGUACCACGCCAUUUCUGGAAAUAAACCCAUUUCCUACCUCUCCUUGGGGUAAUUAAGGGAGUUUAUGUUUCUGGUUAAUCAAGCCGUUCCUUGCUAGCAUGUUUAAUUAGCUUACUUGAUGGCAAGGCAUCCGUAGUUCUAGGGAAGAAUUCUAGCUGUUGCUAUGUAGCUAAUGAAACAUGCUAGUAAGUUGCGCCGCCGAUUCAGGGAGCCAGAGAAAGGUGACGCUCAUUUAUUUAAAUCAAAGGGAGGUGGGAAAUUAGUUUAUUUCCCGAAAUUGUACAGUAUUGCUUUUUCAUCAAACGAAUGCCUUCUUCGUUAGAUUUAGAACAAGAUGAUGACCGGGACGAGACGGGUAGUCUGGCUGACUCAGAGGCUAGCAGCACUUGCUCCCGUUUACCUCUGGCUUCUAUUUUCGUCGAGGCAGGCAGAAAUAAAAUGUCCCAGGCAAAGGUAGAAGAAUGUCACCGGGCAGUUACCAAAUUUGUUGUUAAGGGUUUGCACCCAUUUUCUACAGUAGACGCCCCUGAAUUUCGGGAGAUGACAAAGGUUCUCAAUCCAAAAUACAAAGCCCCCAGCAGGGAAAGCUUAACCAACCACUUAAUCCCUGCUUGGUAUGGUGUGGAAAAGGGAAAUGUGAUCUCUGAACUGAAAACAGUGUCAAAGGCAGCUAUCACGGCUGAUGGGUGGACAAGCUUUUGUCAGGAUCAUUAUCUCACGGUUACUCUGCACUACGUGAGCAAUGGCCAGGUAAAGGAAAAGGUCCUAAAAACCAAAGCCGUGUACCAAUCUCAGACAGGCUCAGCUGUAGCAGAGGAGAUUGAUUACAUUUUAGAAGAAUAUGGUGUACGGGAAAAGGUUGUGGCAGCAACUGUAGACAAUGCAGCGAACAUGGAUGUAGCCAUCAAACAGCUGCAAAUUGUCAAAUUUCCAUGCUUCGCUCAUACGCUGAACCUGGGAGCGCAAAAGCUGUACAACUGCACUGCCAUAUCCAAUUGGGCAGCACGAGUUCGAGCAGUUGUUGUCUGGAUGAAGAGGUCCCACAUGGCAAAAGUUGUUCUUAAAGAGAAACAAGACUUGCUCAAGCUGCCCAAGCACAUGCUCCUCCUGGAUGUAAGGACCAGAUGGAAUUCCCUCUAUUUGAUGAUGGAGAGAUUCACCGAGCAGUUCCCUGCUAUCCAGGCUGCAGCCAUAGAUCCACGCAUAAGAAGGCCCAUGGAGAAGGAAAGGUUGGACAGAAUAGGCAACGAGGACUUAAGGAAAGCAGAGGAGUUUGUGCAUCUCAUGCGGAAGCAUUACACCUCCACACUGGCCGUCUCCAGCGACAAAAGUGCAACCUGCGGUGAGAUUUUGCCCAUCUUGCAGAAGCUGGAGCAACAGUACACUGUGCAGGAAGGUGACUCUGCGUUCACAAGGAGCAUCAAGGAGAACAUUUGGAAGGAUCUCUCCAAACGCUACCAGGGAACUGACAUUCAGAGAUUCCUGGAGGAAGCCACCAUCUUGGACCCCAGAUUUAAAUACAAAGUGAAAAGUGAUGCAGUCUGGGACAGGAUCAGGGAAGCUGCAAUAACAGCAAAUACAGUGGCAGCAAGAGAUGAGCUCCCAGGGGAAGGAGAGACACAGAGGGAAGGCUGCGAAGAUGGGGAGGAGGAAGAAGUAGAGGAACACUAUGCACUGCCACCACCAUCAAAAAAGACAGCCUUGGAAGAACUAUUCGAGGAGGAGGACAACGAGCUGCAGUCAAUCCGUGAAUCACAGCCCCGUCUUUCCCUGGCUCAGAAGGUGGAUCAGGAAAUCCAGUUCUACAAAAGCCUGCCCUCCAUCCCCUGCAGGGAUAGCGCCGCACUGUGGUGGUGGAACAAGCAGGAUACGCUGCCCUUGCUAUCUGGACUGGCUGAAAACUACCUCUGUGUGCAGGCUUCCUCCACCCCAUCUGAGAGGGUGUUCUCCACGGCUGGAGACACCAUAAGCCCCGAAAGAUCCCGUAUCCUUCCAGAAAAAGCAGAUAUGCUCAUAUUUCUGCAAAAGAACUGUUAAUUUUCCCUACUACUACUUGAGUGCACACACACACACUCACACUCACACUCACACUCACACUCACACUCACACUCACACACACACACACACACACACACACACACACACACACACACACACUGUGCUUGUGAUUACAUUGUUCUUGUAAUUACAUGAUUCAGUAUUUGUUAUUUGUUGUUAUUUGUUACAUUUUCUUGUACAGAAAAGCAGAUAUGUUCAUCUGCAAAAGAACUGUUAAUUUUUUUUACACACACACACACACACACACACACACACACACACACACACACACACACACACACACACACACACACUUGUUAUUAGAGAUUAAUAAGUAACUGUCACAAUAGAAUAUUUUUCAUUAAAACAAAGAUAAAUGUUACAUCAAACUGUUUAUUCUCCUUUUUCCCCCAAAUUGGAAUCGAUAAGAGAAUCGAUAAGGAAUUGAAUCGUUUCACAGAAUCGAUAAGGGAAUCGGAAUCGUAAAAAUCUUAUCAAUUCCCAUCCC
Messenger RNA from Eleginops maclovinus (Patagonian blennie), 3064 nucleotides. Its product is annotated as E3 SUMO-protein ligase ZBED1-like. NCBI's taxonomy places the organism in Eukaryota, Metazoa, Chordata, Actinopteri, Perciformes, Eleginopidae. The transcript has 7 exons. Bases 826 to 2556 code for a protein of 576 amino acids. Gene Ontology annotation, biological process: regulation of transcription by RNA polymerase II. Gene Ontology annotation, molecular function: DNA binding; protein dimerization activity. Gene Ontology annotation, cellular component: nucleus. The record is from RefSeq and is a predicted model, not a curated record.